AGAUACAAUUUGGCUCCAUCCAAUACACAUGAACUACAUUUCCCAGAAUGCAUUGAGCAGGGUUAGGGGUUAUUUUGACAUGUGUAGUUGUCCAAGGCAACAGCACCUUUCCUUCACUAAAAAAUAAGACCCUUGCACUCGAAAUUGUGCAAUAUUUGUUAUCUUCCACACACAUGAAUGCUGGUGGUCAGCCAGUGUUCACUCAGUCAGUGUGAAUGGGCGACAACGACGCUGAGCGGAACGACAACAAUCCUGCUGAAAAUCAUCACCCUGAGCUGCUAGACUGCUGCGGAGGGCUCAACAACGUGGAUUACUCGAAGAUGGACUUGACCCUGUUGGAAGAGCUCCUAAGACACAUUGACUGUCAUGACUUCAGCUUCUGCGUUGCUGUGAUCGCCAUAAUUUUCAACCCUUUCUUCUGGAAUGUGGUGGCGAGAUGGGAGCAUCGUACGCGGAGACUCUCCAGGAUCUUUGGUAGCCCUUACCUUGCCUGUUACUUCCUGGGCUUUCUCAUCAUUCUGCUCAACGUCUUUCGCAGCCACAGCAUGACCGUGGCAAUGAAGGCCCAGGCCAGGUGGGAAGUGAUGGACAGGACAGACAUCUUCUAUUCUGGAGUAGUUCUUAUGGUGCUGGGCACAGUGCUGGUGGUCAGCAGCUUCCUGGCUCUGGGAUUUACUGGAACCUUCCUAGGUGACUACUUUGGCAUCCUGAUGGACGAGAAGGUGACAGGCUUUCCCUUCAACAUCACAGAGAACCCGAUGUACUGGGGCAGCACUGCCAACUACCUCGGUCUGGCACUCAUGGGUGCCAGUCCUGUUGGUCUCGUCCUGACUGCCAUAGUAGCUGUGGCUUACAAGGUUGCAAUAAGAUUUGAGGGACCAUUCACUGAACAGAUCUAUCAGGAGAGGAGUCAGCGCCGCAAACAUGAAUAAUCGCCUCCCACCCAGACGCCUCCUGUUCCUGGUUUGGCUGAGGAUUCCCUUCCUGUCAUGAGGACAGACAGACUGAACGACAGAGUGACUUCCCAAAAGACUUGAUUAUUAAUCCACCCCCAACGUGGAUAUGACAGCAACGUUCAUAAUGCAGCUACUAAGUGAAACCACUGUUUUUAUUUUACACUGUUCUGUGAAGCUACAUGAGGCCAUUGUUUCUAUCGCUGGACCACAUGGCACACUUUAUUCUGUAAGGAUGUCAAGUGAAAGGAAUAGUUCAAUAUUUUGGGAAAUGUACUUUUUCACUUUUUUGCCAGUAGUUAGAUGAGAAUAUUGAUACC
This is a messenger RNA of Thunnus maccoyii (southern bluefin tuna), 1273 nucleotides long. RefSeq names its product phosphatidylethanolamine N-methyltransferase (gene pemt). The transcript has 7 exons. The record is from RefSeq and is a predicted model, not a curated record. Gene Ontology annotation, biological process: phosphatidylcholine biosynthetic process. The coding region runs from base 216 to 932 and encodes 238 amino acids. Gene Ontology annotation, molecular function: phosphatidylethanolamine N-methyltransferase activity. Lineage: Eukaryota; Metazoa; Chordata; Actinopteri; Scombriformes; Scombridae.